CUGCACCAGCCAAAUUGUUCCGUCCAAAGCUAAGGGUAUAAGCCCUUGUCAUCCAACCAAUUCCACAAGGACAACAACAAAAUCCUCAUCAUCCCCUCCAUUGUUGAUGGUUCAAGGCUUUUCCAUCGUAUCUUUGAGACACCAAUCUCUUUGCAUAAAAAUUAUGCAAUGAAGACCCUCAAUGGAGCAACUCCAAGCUCGACACCGCUCUCGGUUCUCUCCGAGGGAAGAACAGAAACCAGAAAAGCACCAUUGGUCUCCAUUGCUUCACCACUCAAACUCCCAAACUCCCCGGCUUGUAUUAAGACGCGACCAGUUUUGCAAGAGUGUUUGUCUAGAAGCUUGCAUGGGGGUCUAGUGCUACUGUCAUCAUUUCUCUCCGCUGGUUUCGCUAAAGCUUUGUCAUACGAGGAAGCCUUGCAGCAGACUACGGGAUCCCCCUCGUCAUUGGAAGUAGAUCCAAAUGGGAUUCUUGAUAGUUUCGUUGGUUUCGCAACUGAGAAUCCCACAGUUGUAGCCGGUGGCAUUGUUGUUUUGACAGUUCCAUUGAUUUUGUCUCAGCUGUUGAAGAAUCCAAAGCCAUGGGGAGUUGAGUCUGCAAGGAAUGCUUAUACGAAGCUAGGUGAUGAUGCCACUGCUCAGUUGCUGGACAUAAGGCCACUCAAGGAGUUUAAAGAGAUUGGUAGCCCUGACAUAAAGGGUCUGGGGAAGAAGCCGGUGUCCAUUGCCUAUAAUGGUGAAGAUAAACCAGGGUUCUUGAAAAAACUGUCUUUGAAAUUCAAGGAACCAGAAAAUACUACCUUGUUCAUAAUAGACAAAUUUGAUGGGAACUCGGAACUGGUUGCGGAAUUGGUCACUGCGAAUGGAUUCAAAGCUGCUUAUGCAGUAAAAGAUGGUGCAGAUGGACCACGGGGAUGGGUGAACAGUGGUCUUCCCUGGAUAACACCAAAGAAAGGCCUUGACCUUGGCAAUUUAACAGAAGCAUUCACCGAGGCCUUGGAGUACGAAGGAUCAGAUGGCCUAUCUGUUUCUGUAGGUAUUGCUGCAGCUGCUGGACUAGGAUUUUUGGCAUUUUCAGAGUUAGACAUAAUCCUUCAACUUCUAGGCUCAGCAGCUAUUGUGCAGUUUGUAAGCAAGAAACUCCUAUAUGCAGAGGACCGAAAGCAAACUCUGCAACAAGUUGACGAAUUCAUAAACACAACGUUGGCUCCUAAGGAACUUGUUGACGAUGUAAAGCAAAUUGGAGUGGCCCUUCUACCUACAAGUACCAAUAGCAAGGUUCUUCCUGCACCUACGGAGGCAAAACCUGAACCCAAAGUCAAAGCAGCAGCAGCAGCAGAAUCCCCUCAAGUUAAUUCGGUUCACCAAACGAAAUCCGAGGCAGAUGGAAUCUCUGGAAUUUCUAGACCAUUUUCACCAUUUGCUUCUUAUCCAGAUUUGAAGCCUCCUACUUCGCCUACUCCAUCACAGCCUGCCACUAACAAAACCACUCUUUCACCUUCAGAGGCAAAACCGGAUCCAAAAGUUGAAGCAGCAGUAGAAACCCCUCUAAUUAAUUCAGUUCCCAAAACAGAAUCCGCGGCUGAUGGAAACUCCGGAUUCCCUAGACCACUUUCACCAUAUGCUUCUUAUCCUGAUUUGAAGCCGCCAACAUCUCCUACACCAUCACAGCCCUAGAGAUUCAUGGUUUCAUCAAACUAUGCCGGUUUCUACGGUAAGCAAAUUAAGAAAUUUUAAAGCCAUCAAGUAAGUCUUAGCUGGUUUUCAAGCUUAGAAAAUGUUUUGUAUCAAUAAACUAGAAAGAGGGGGGGAAGGAUAAACCUCCCAAAAGUCUGCUGCAAUCAUCUUGUUUUAAUUCAUUUGGCGUUUUGUAAUCAUUAGGUAUAUUAUAGAUAUUACAAUCACUACCUUUUGAUUUUGGAACUA
Molecule: messenger RNA, 1926 nt
Organism: Hibiscus syriacus
Lineage: Eukaryota; Viridiplantae; Streptophyta; Magnoliopsida; Malvales; Malvaceae
Product: rhodanese-like domain-containing protein 4, chloroplastic
Exons: 9
Coding region: 169-1677 (502 amino acids)
Source: RefSeq, a predicted model, not a curated record